AUGGACUCGGAAGACGUUGACGAUGGCGGGCGUAAAUUGUCUUUUGACAACUUGAAGAGUAGCAUCUGCAAGUGGAGGAAUAAGUCCUUUUGUGAUCCUUCUCUGGAUAAUGAAACCGCACUUAUCACGAAGAAUGUUGUCCUUCACUCGUACCUGACAAGGGAUCAGGAGAUUUUCUCUAUCGGCCGUCCACAACCGUAUUUGGCUCGUGAAGGAAUCUACCCAGGGCACGCUGUUACAGAUUUUUGUCCGAUUCGCAAGAGCGCUAUCGCCGAGCUAUGGAAAUUCAUGCUUCUCGAUAUUAUGGAGACUGAGUGUGAGUUUUGGCCUUCAAAGUGGGAGAAGGCCCGUGAAAGUCAACAGGAAUAUUUACGAAUCAUGCUCAAGGCAGAAGAAGCAGAGUAA
Penicillium manginii is the source of this 405-nucleotide messenger RNA. RefSeq lists its product as uncharacterized. The transcript is spliced from 3 exons. Bases 1 to 405 code for a protein of 134 amino acids. NCBI's taxonomy places the organism in Eukaryota, Fungi, Ascomycota, Eurotiomycetes, Eurotiales, Aspergillaceae. The record is from RefSeq and is a predicted model, not a curated record.